Molecule: messenger RNA, 1202 nt
Organism: Hibiscus syriacus
Lineage: Eukaryota; Viridiplantae; Streptophyta; Magnoliopsida; Malvales; Malvaceae
Product: dof zinc finger protein DOF3.4-like
Exons: 1
Coding region: 236-940 (234 amino acids)
Biological process (GO): regulation of DNA-templated transcription
Molecular function (GO): DNA binding; DNA-binding transcription factor activity
Source: RefSeq, a predicted model, not a curated record
AGCCGCAUUCCUAGUCGAUCCAGCCGACCCUAAUCGGACCCCUCACUGUCUAGCUAGCUCACUGUCGUGCCCAAACACAACACUGUAAAAGUCUGCUCUCCUCUCUCUCUUAUGUCCCAUGUAACCUUCAGAACGUGUUUUCAGUCUCUCCCAUGAAAUCCCCUCUUCGUAUAUAACACACAACAACACUGCGUAAUCUACUAUAAUUUGAAUUUGCUUCUGUUUUGGUCUGAAAAUGCCAACGGAUUCCGGAGAUCAGAAUAGGCGUUUAAGCAAGGCGGUUUAUCCGGGAGCGCCACCUCCAGAACAGGAACAGCUACCCUGCCCACGUUGUGACUCUACUAAUACUAAGUUUUGCUACUACAACAACUACAACUUUUCUCAGCCUCGUCAUUUCUGCAAGUCAUGUCGUCGUUACUGGACUCAUGGUGGUACUCUCCGGGACAUCCCUGUUGGCGGUGGCACCAGGAAAAACGCUAAGCGUUCACGCACUGCUGCCUCCCACGUCGUCGCCGCCACUACCAGCACAACCGCUAGUCAUAAUAACUUCCCUUUACCUGCUACGCCAGUUUUGUUGCCGAUCUCGGGUAAUCAAGCAAGUUUUGGCAUUAGUGGAGAAUCCAAGUGCAAUGGUAGUGGUGGAAGUUUUACUUCAUUGCUGAAUACUCAAGGGCCUGGUUUUCUGGCUCUUGGUGGGUUUGGGUUUGGUAUUGCUCCGGCACUCGAGGAUGUUGGGUUUGGGCUUGGGAGAGGAAUGUGGGGCUUUUCAGGAAUAGGAGACGUAGCCGCCGCCGUCGGUGGCGGGGCUGCUGCUGCUACGGGAAUGGGAAUGGGGACCACAUGGCAGUAUGAAGGUGGAGAAACUGGGUUCGUUGGCGGUGGGGAUUGCUUUUCUUGGCCUGAUCUUGCUAUUUCAACACCAGGAAAUGGGAUCAAGUGAAUCUUCUUCCUUUUUCUUCUUUUUUUCUAGUGUAAGUUGAAUUAGUGAGUGCCUGAGUAAAACAUUAGCAAUAUCAAAGUAGAUAUAGGACUGUGACUCUGGUUUUUACUUCAUUAGAUGACUCAAUGCCAUGUGAUUUGGUUUGUUUUGCCUACCAUAUUCGUGUAGAGACAUGGCUCAGAGUGUGUUGCUCUUGGUUGUUGAUAUGCUCAAAUAUUUAGACAGUAGUGCUUUUGUUUAACCAGAAGGAAUGCCAGUUAAA